UAUUUAAGAUUAAUCCCCGGUCCCGGGGCGUCGGUCUGGACUUUCUCAGUUCUCAGCUCUCACUCUUUUUGCUCCUGCGGCUGACCGUGCUCAACAAUAAAUGUUCAACCAUCCCCUAUUUCUGCGGCCUGCGACAAAAUCAAAUAAACACCAACUCCAUCCCGAUGCCGACUUGAUCACCCCCUCCUCCGCCGCUUUUCAAUCCUUACUAGGAUAAGAUAAGGAAAGCGAUUACGGUACCUACCCACGUAUCAAAUAAUACCACUGCGGAUAAAAGGGUAAAAAAACGAGAGAGAGAGAGAGAGAGACAGGGAAGAAUGUCCCGUUCCCGAUCCAGCGUAACCAGCUCCAGCCACGACCGACUCGAACCGCGCCUUGUGAAAGCCGCCGCAAGCGAUGCGCUCGAAGACCUGCGCGAUGUCGUCGCGACCGCGCGCGAGAACGGCCAGUUGACUGAUGGGUUUUUGCGCGUGGGGCUCAUGCGCGCUUGCGAAAGGGGCAGGUUUAAUGCAGCGCAGUAUUUGCUUUCGUUGGGCGCUGUGCCGGAUUUAUUUUCUGCGCCUGGGAAUGCGAAUGCCAAUGCGAAUGCGAAUCAGAAUGCGAGUGCGAGUGCAAAUGCGCAAGGUGGAGGAGGAGGAGGUGGUGGAAGGGUGACGGCGUCGCCGCUGCUCAAGGCCGUAGAGAGGAAUCAUGUGCGGAUUGCGCAGGUUCUGCUUGACUACGGGGCUUCGACGGAGAUUGGAGAUAGGAAGGGAAGAACGGCGAUUAUGACGGCCGCGUGGAAGAAUCAUUUCCAUAUCCUGCAGGUCCUGAUUGCGCGCGGGGCGGAUGUGAAUGCGCGCGAUCUGAGACAGCGGAAUGUCCUGCAUAACCUUGCUGCGGAUAAGAUGUGUGAUUGGGGAGAGGAUGUGAUUCGGCUGUUAUUGGAGACUGUGUGUGAGGUUGAUGCGCGCGAUGAGCUGGGGAGGUCGCCGCUGCACUGGGCGUGCGCGACGGGGAAGGAGAGCAUUAUCUCGUUGCUUCUGCGGCAUGGCGCGGAUGUGAAUGCACGCAGUGAUGGCGGUUGGACGCCGUUGCAUAAUGCGUGUGACCGCGGGAGCGAGAGUAUUGCUAGAAGGCUGCUAGCAGCUGGGGCGAAGAUCAACUCGCAGUUGCUGAAUGGGGUGUCACCAUUGCACUUGGCCGCGCAAGGUGGACACCGUGAAGUUGUCGAG
Aspergillus versicolor CBS 583.65 is the source of this 1214-nucleotide messenger RNA. RefSeq names its product ankyrin repeat domain-containing protein. The record is from RefSeq and is a predicted model, not a curated record. Gene Ontology annotation, molecular function: protein binding. Lineage: Eukaryota; Fungi; Ascomycota; Eurotiomycetes; Eurotiales; Aspergillaceae. The annotation marks the transcript as partial. The transcript has 2 exons.